Messenger RNA from Camellia sinensis, 549 nucleotides. Lineage: Eukaryota; Viridiplantae; Streptophyta; Magnoliopsida; Ericales; Theaceae. The record is from RefSeq and is a predicted model, not a curated record.
GAGCAACAUUACUUCUGCCACCACACCGACAUGCCAAACUUAGACAACGGAGACAAGAUUAUAAUGCCUCUUUCCUCUCUCGACCGGCCCACGAGCCUCAAGAUCGAUUACCCUAUGUUGUUGGAAACCCUAAACCCUAAAACCGGACGAGUUUCUCACUGUGGAGUUUUAGAGUUCACCGCCGAGGAAGGCAACAUCUACACGCCACGAUGGAUGAUGAAAAUCAUGGGACUCGAGGAAGGAGAUGUCGUUCUGAUCAAGAGUGCGAGCCUUCCAAAAGGGACUUACAUAAAGUUGCAGCCUCAUAAGAAGGAGUUUAUCGAGCUUUCAAACCCUAAAGCUUUAUUGGAAGCGAAGCUUCGCAACUUUUCUUGUUUGAGCACCAGCGAUACUAUCAUGCUAAUGCACAACAAUAAGAAAUUUUACAUCGAUGUGGUUCAAACUAAGCCUGGUUUUGUAAUAAGCGUGAUUGAAACAGACUGUGAGGUCGAUUUUGCGAUUCCUUUAGAUUGUACUGAACCCGAAAAUCAGUUCGAUCGGAGAUUGUAA